Hansenula ciferrii is the source of this 633-nucleotide messenger RNA. It is a transcript of the gene PUP3, whose product is annotated as proteasome core particle subunit beta 3. The record is from RefSeq and is a predicted model, not a curated record. Gene Ontology annotation, biological process: proteasome-mediated ubiquitin-dependent protein catabolic process. Bases 1 to 633 code for a protein of 210 amino acids. NCBI's taxonomy places the organism in Eukaryota, Fungi, Ascomycota, Saccharomycetes, Phaffomycetales, Wickerhamomycetaceae. The transcript has a single exon. Gene Ontology annotation, cellular component: proteasome core complex, beta-subunit complex; proteasome core complex.
AUGUUGUUAUCAUCUAAUACUAACCUUUUUCUCUUUAUAGGUGGUUCCGUGGUGGCAAUGGUUGGUAAAGAUUGUGUUGCCAUUGCAUCAGAUUUACGUCUUGGUAAUCAAUCAUUAGGUCUUUCAAAUAAGUUUGAAAAAGUUUAUAAUUAUGGUCAUGUUUAUCUUGGAUUAACAGGAUUAGCAACAGAUGCUAUAACAUUAUCUGAAGUUUUCAGAUAUAAAACAAAUUUAUAUAAAUUAAGAGAAGAAAGACAAAUUGAACCUGAAUCAUUUGCAAAUUUAGUUAGUUCCACAUUAUAUGAAAAAAGAUUUGGUCCUUAUUUCAUUGGUCCAGUUGUUGCUGGUAUUAAUUCUAUAACUUCAAAACCUUUUAUUUGUGGAUUUGAUUUAAUUGGAUGUAUUGAUUUUGCUAAAGAUUUUAUAGUUAGUGGUACAGCAACUGAUCAAUUAUAUGGUAUGUGUGAAUCACUUUAUGAACCAGAUUUAGAACCAGAAGAUUUAUUUGAAACUAUUUCUCAAGCUUUAUUAAAUGCCGCUGAUCGUGAUGCUUUAUCAGGUUGGGGUGGUGUUGUAUAUAUUAUUACAAAAGAUAAAGUUGUUAAAAGAUAUUUGAAAUCUCGUCAAGAUUAG